Molecule: messenger RNA, 1668 nt
Organism: Schizophyllum commune H4-8
Lineage: Eukaryota; Fungi; Basidiomycota; Agaricomycetes; Agaricales; Schizophyllaceae
Product: cytochrome P450
Exons: 12
Coding region: 1-1668 (555 amino acids)
Molecular function (GO): iron ion binding; monooxygenase activity; heme binding
Source: RefSeq, a predicted model, not a curated record
AUGCCUCGUAUCACUUACCCUGCCCUUUUGCUUUCCAUCCUUGUCCCCUUGCUGUACAAAUUCUACCAUCGGCGUCUCGCCUUCGCACACAUCUCAGGGCCAGGCGGCGGACACUUCUUGCUGGGUGCGUAUCGAUCGUAUCCCGUGGACCUCGGGUGGAUCCGACGAUACGGCAACGUCGUCAAGUACAGCGCGGCUUUCGGGGAGCAACGCCUCCUCAUCAACGACCCCAAAGCCCUCCACUACAUCAUGCAGACCGCCGGGUACGGCUUCGUGCGCACGGAGGACAAGAAGGAGCCCAUGCGUACGCUCAUCGGCAAGGGAAUUUUAACAGUCGAGGGCGACGAUCACAGACGACAGCGGCGCAUCAUGCUACCCAGCUUCGGCAGCCUCCAGGCCAACUCCUUCGUGCCCUCAUUCGCGGCCAAGGCAGCGCAGGUAUUUUCCAUUUCCACGGUCUUCUUCCACAUCCGACACAACCAAUACCCCAUCACUCAGAUGGCCGACAUGAUCGCCAAAUCAAUGCCCGACGACAAAGGCAUAGUAGUCGACAUCCCCUCGUGGUACGAUCUAUAUCGUCCGCGAUCAUCACUCAUGUUACGAUCAGCGGCCUUCGAUUACCAGCUUAAUGCACUCGAAGACCCGACUAGAAAUAAGCUAGUCAGCGUUUAUUAUAAUCUAUUCACGAAAACUCGACUCACCCCUACAAACCUCGAAAUAUUCCUAGAUGAGGCCUUAGCCCUUGUCCCGAAACCUCUCAUGCGCUGGUGGAAUGAUCACGUACCGGAUGCGCGCAUCGCCUACAUGAGGCGAUGUCGAGAGGCCGCAGAAGAUGUAGCGCGAGAGCUACCGGCUAAGUACGUAGACGCUGCUCGCAGCUCCUUCGUUCGCUCACCUGUGGUACCCUUGACAGUCAGAGCCAACGCGGCCGCGCAGCCGAAGGCCCGCCUGGACGAAGACGAGGUUUAUGCGCAGCUUCUAACUAUCCUCCUCGCGGGUCACGAGACCACCGCCAACGCCCUUUCGUGGGCCUUCUUCGAGCUCGCGCAGCGGCCGGAUAUACAAUCCCGACUGCGUACCGAAAUUCGCGGCGUCCGCGCCUCGAAGGACGACGUCCAUCUCACGGCGGAAGCCAUCCAGGCGAUGCCUUACCUGAAUGCGGUGGUCAAGGAAAUCCUUCGCUUUCACUCGCCUGUAUACAGCACAUCGCGUACUGCCACCAAGGACGACGUGAUCCCUCUGGAGCGUCCACUCUUUGAUCAGCAUGGCCGGCCCAUCUUCGAGAUCGCAGUGCCAAAGGGUCAAUACAUCGCGAUAUCUAUCGCGGCGUAUAGCAGAGAGCGGGCACUGUACGGCGCUGACGCAGACAUUUUCAACCCUGAGCGGUGGUUGCAGGAGGGCUGCGUUAAUAAGCACGCCGGCGGCGGGAUAUACAGUAAUUUACUCACCUUUGGGGGCGGGCACCGAGGAUGCCUCGGCUGGCGCUUCGCGGUCCUAGAGAUGUCCGCGUUCAUCAUCGAGCUCGUCGACAAAUUCAGGUUCAGCGUCUCGCCAGACAUCAUAGCGAGGGUGUAUCGCGGCGCAGCGGGCGUUGCGCUUCCGAUGAUGAAGGGAGAGACAGCGAAGGGAGUGCAGCUCCCGCUGCAUGUGAAGCGAGCGCCGCAGUAG